Messenger RNA from Penicillium riverlandense, 2157 nucleotides. RefSeq names its product fungal specific transcription factor domain-containing protein. NCBI's taxonomy places the organism in Eukaryota, Fungi, Ascomycota, Eurotiomycetes, Eurotiales, Aspergillaceae. Bases 1 to 2157 code for a protein of 718 amino acids. The transcript is spliced from 7 exons. The record is from RefSeq and is a predicted model, not a curated record. Gene Ontology annotation, molecular function: DNA binding; zinc ion binding. Gene Ontology annotation, biological process: DNA-templated transcription.
AUGGAAUCGCCCGCUGCAAUUCGGAGGCGGCGCCGCCGGCGCGUCCCUGAUGAGAAUCGUAAGAGGGCACCUCGCGCGUGCGAUCGCUGCAAGACUCGCAAGAGCAAAUUUGAGAAGAGCAGAGGAAGAUCACCUUCAUCACCGUCAUUCCAUGAAGAGCCGCCAUCGUCAGCACAAAGUGAACAUGGCAUAUCCGCCUCCGACGGCCAUGCGAGAGAGGCACCCGAGGAAAACAUAUCCAUCGAAAGUCCAGAAGUAUUCUCCCCAGCAUCGGCAUUGUCGCAAAAACUUUCCAAACACGUCAUAGUAGAUCAAACAACAAGGUUGCCAUGGCCGAACAUUUUUUGUCGCCUUCGAGAAGCGUUUUCACUCAACCCGCACACUACACCAGAAGAACAGGACAUGGUGGCUAUGCAAGCACAUAUGACUUGCCCAAAAGAGGCGCAUCCGUCAGAAUUGGCACGCCUUCGUCUUGUCGUAAAGGCAUUCCCUCCGCGGCCUGUGGCCAACUUCUUGCUGUCCGUCUUCAUCAAGCAUGCCACAGACGCGUUCUUCUAUUUUGAUCAGUCCCAGUUUCUGGCGGAAAUUGAUCAACUGUACACUGACUCGAACUCACACUUAAGGUGCGACCCGAGCUUCGUUUGCCUCGCUAUGGCAGCCUUCGCGUUAGGAAGCCAGUGGACACCACUUGAAAGACCCGAGGGAUUGGACACUGAUCUCCACCGGGAAAACGUGGACCUUGGUCGGGUGUUUUAUUGUCACGCUAGGACGUUGAUUCCUGAUAUAAUUGACAAACCAAGCUUGUGGUCUAUCCAGGCCCCCAUGGUUUUGAGCGUGUAUCUGUUGCCGGCAAGUGCAAUUGGAUCGUCCUAUGUUUACAUGGGAUUGGCUUUGCGAAAGGCACUAGCCUUCGACCUUCAUCAAGACAUAGAUGACCCAACAACCGACGAACGUGAAAAAGAAGUUCGUCGUCGCCUAUGGUGGUCAAUCUACUCUCUCGAAAGAUGCACCACUAUUAAAUUGAACCGGCCUCGUUCUAUAAACGCUGAUACGAUCACAGCGAUCCUUCCAUCACCAAACCGAUCAUUAGACCGCCUUCAGAAGUUCGAUAAUCUCCAGUUUCAACUGGCAUUCAUCCAUCUGGUAAAGAUUCUUGAUCAAAUCGCAGAGCCAACUGAUCCCUUGAAGCACACGGAAAGGCUUACACGCUAUGAAAAAUGUGAAUCCGAUCUUCAGCAGUGGAAAAAAUCGUUACCACAAGAGUUCAAACUUGAGAAAAUCGACCCCAGGGACUCAAAAUAUCGUGCAGUGUUCCAUCUUUACCUGAACUACUACUAUGCCUGGAUCUCUAUGGGCAAGGUUUUUCUUGUCACUGUCGUACGAACCAACCUCAACUCCUAUUUCUAUCCCAAACCACAGCCUCCACACAUCAACGAGACAGUCAAUAAGUUAUCCCUUUCUUGCACAAAGGCAGCAAGAAAGCUUCUCCAGCUGUUUGAGAACUUGACGCACACUCGCAAUAUUACUCGUUUCUCCUUCACAGAUUUCCAAGGGUGCAGUAUUGCGACUAUCGUAACCUUGGUGUCCGGAAUACUGGUCCGUGAUUCGACAUACCACGCGAGGGUAGCAUUCGGUCUGGACUGCCUUCGAAAAAUGGCAACGGGGAACAUGACAGCCAAGAUGGGCGUCAAAUUUGUUGAAGCUGUGCAGUCCAUUGCGAAUGAGGCUGCGAGAAAGCUACAUCACACGUCUUCGUUUCAGGAAAGCAUUCAAGUGACUGGAGGAAUAGAUACGACAUCCGAAUAUAGCCAAUGGGCCGAGUGGCUCACGCAGCAAGAGAAUAUCCCCCAGGGAGAUUCAACACCUGCAUCGGGAGGAGGCCAUACAACAACCAUGGAAAUAACGGCCCAAGAUGGAACAUGGACAUUGCCUCAGCCUUCAGUCAAUUCCUCUAGCUGGGGAAUCCAUGGUGCAGAUGUGCCGCCGACGGUCCCAUUUUCGGACAAUUUCACACAGCAAACGACGUUUUCUCAUGAAGCCCAUUCUGCGGAGAAUAGUUUUAUUUCAGCACUACAUAGCGAUGAUCAAACAUUUUUGAUGGGUUUGACAGGACUUGAUGGUCUGGAUUUGUUGGGAUUCACGAGUCCGCUGGAAUGA